AUGGCCGGUUGCAGCUGCGAGACUCGGCGCGAGAUCUGGACCGUUUGCGCCCACACAAAGGUGACGACAGAGUUGUGCUGGCAGCCCGGCAACCGCGACUGCGCCCGCGCGCACAAGUUCGACAUGCACAUCGGCUGGUGUGCCGCAUGCGAAGACUACUACGGCAGCAAUCUGCUCCGGCGUGACGGCUCUGUCAUCAGCUUCUGGCGAUGCUUGGAGCGCCUUCAAGUGCGCACGCCUAUGUUCAUCGGCUUCGUUUCGCCGGAGACGCUGGCCGGCGACGAGUACGGCACCAGCCGACAGGUGCCUGUGGCGCCGUGUGAGGCCUUCAAGUUUGCACUCGGCAACAUGAUGCGCCGCACGGGCGACGGGCGCGAGGCAACGCGGGUGGCGAUGGGCCGGACGGAUCUGGAGGGCGGCGGUCCCGACGAGGGCAUCGACCAUACGCGAUACGCAGCUUACAUGGAGAGUGUGUCGGUGAUCAUGACGCUGACACUCGACUGGGCACAUGCCAAUGUGAUGCGCGAGGUCGACGUCGACCCGUAUGCCACCUUUGACAUGGUUCAAAUGUACCAGCAGGCCGACGAGGUGAGCGACCGGUCGCCCUCGUCUUCCGAGACAGAGUCCUUCCCUGUCCUUGGCGACGAAGAUGAGGAUGAGUGUGAGAGCGAGCGCGAACGCGGCCGCUCCGCUCACUCAGAUCGCCGCAUAUCGGUUGGCUCGACUUACUGGGAACCAGGUAGUUGA
Messenger RNA from Grosmannia clavigera kw1407, 747 nucleotides. RefSeq lists its product as uncharacterized. The transcript has a single exon. The record is from RefSeq and is a predicted model, not a curated record. Bases 1 to 747 code for a protein of 248 amino acids. NCBI's taxonomy places the organism in Eukaryota, Fungi, Ascomycota, Sordariomycetes, Ophiostomatales, Ophiostomataceae.